AUGUCGAGUGCUGAACCCACUGUGGCGGAGGGGGAGCGACGGAGAGAGAUCAUCCCAACCAGUGAGGCAGAUGAAGGUGAGGAACUGAAAAUCAAGGUAGUGGUCCCAACUAGACUUCGGCCGGAGGCAAUGCCCUUCGUGCCAGAGGUGGUCGCCCGGGAUGGACAAGACAAGGUGAUGGUCAGGCAGCCCCACGUUGGGCGCCAAAUACUACAUUGUGAUAAACACUACUACGGAAAAAACUGUACGGAAACUUGCAGCGAAAACUGCGUCGACCAGCUGUGUAACAUGACAGAUGGCGUCUGUCUAAGCUGUCCUGUCGGGCGUCUGGGCGACUUCUGCGAUGAAGCAUGUAGCGACACAACGUUCGGGCCCAACUGCAAACAACAAUGUGACCCUGAUUGUGUGUACGCAGCCAUUGAGAACAAACGCCUGUGUGACGUCAUCACCGGAGAUUGUGUUUUAAAAAGCAAAUUUCCAGCUGACCCAAAUGUUCCUAAAGAUGUGGCCGAGACAGGCUUGCCAAGAGAAAAAUUGAACAGUCAGGACAAGGACUCGAUUGAAGACAAGGUUGAUACAUAUAUACUGUAUUUACUGAUUGUGCUGCUCGCAUUACUUAUUGCAAUCCUGGUCAUCUGCAUAUUCAUACGCAGAAAAAGGAAAACAGUUAAGACGGAGGCUGUCGAAGAUACGUCAGUACCCAUCGCGAAUCUCAAGGUCUACAUACUGGGACACAACAAGGAAUUCUUUCUUAGCCAGUUCAAGGUAGUCACUAAAAAAUGA
Physella acuta is the source of this 783-nucleotide messenger RNA. RefSeq names its product cell death abnormality protein 1-like. NCBI's taxonomy places the organism in Eukaryota, Metazoa, Mollusca, Gastropoda, Physidae. The record is from RefSeq and is a predicted model, not a curated record.